AUGGUCAACGGAGAAGUCAAACGUACAAUGGAGGAAUCUGAUUAUGCCCUAUUGGAAGACAAAAUGCAUUGUGAACAGUGUGGAGACGAUACCGAUGACCAACAUGGAGAAAACUGCAUUAGUUUCAAGAAUAUUCUCUGUUCCCAUUUGAGAUUCGACACUGACACCGUCCAAAUGCGAUUCAGUGUUUGGAGGGGAAUUCUCGAAGUUCUUCAGAUAUUUCAAGAUCCAAAAGCAGCUGUCAAAACUCUUUGGGAAAACUAUUUGAUGCAUGGAUUCUUGGAUACACAAGCAGUUAUGAACUUGUUGAUACCCCGCCACAACUGCAUGGUCAUCAGAUUGACCUACAUUCUGGGCGGAAGUGUUUGUGUGAGCUACCGUACCCUGCGCGGAGAAAUCGUUCAUCUAGAGCCAUUGGAAUUGAAGAAGCUUCAGGCGAAAAGCAUUUUGGAGUACAUUUCGGAUAUUGCAGAAACAGCCAAAAUUGACUAUCUUCUCACAUACAAUUUGGAUUACAUGCCAGUCUCCAGUGUUAUCGAAAAGUACUUCAAAGUGAAUGAUGUGAAAAGAGUCAGAGGAGUUUCUUCUAAUAUAACGGAUAAAGGACCAUUGAAUCAUGUUACUCAUGUCAAAUUCACACCUCUCCGUGUAGCAGUUGUUGCUUGUCGGGAACACACUCCUCGUCCAUCACCACGUCCUUCUGAAUCUCAUGAUAUUCCGUCAUCAUCUUCAUCUGAAUCUCACUAUCUGUUCAAUGUUCCGAGUCUUCCGCAGAGAUAUGAGCAUCAUCAUAAUCAGAAUCAUGAUCCGAUGACUUCAUUGUCUCAUAUGAUGCCUUCGUCUUCAUCCACGACGUCGCCUAUCAAUACAACGCCGACAAUGAUGCCUCCGUUACCAAUGAAUCAAUCGUUUGAAAUGCAAUUGGAAGCUUUGAUGAAACAAUACGGGAAGACUCCGCAAGAGGUGGUUGAAACUGUAUCUUUCGCUGCGAGAACCAGUCACCAUCACCUCGAAAUGCUCCCACCACACAAUCCGAACCUUCGUUCUGCUUCUUCUCUUGUUCCUGAUCACAAUGCUAGUUUCGAGGAGUUCAUGGAUGAUCUGACCAACAGCUCAAAUGACGAUUAUAUUCCAUCCCUCGACUUCUCACAUACUAAUCACUCUCUUCGCGUUUAG
Molecule: messenger RNA, 1176 nt
Organism: Caenorhabditis briggsae
Lineage: Eukaryota; Metazoa; Nematoda; Chromadorea; Rhabditida; Rhabditidae
Exons: 4
Coding region: 1-1176 (391 amino acids)
Source: RefSeq, a predicted model, not a curated record